CGGGUGGACGAGUACUGUACAUAAUGAGUCGGUCCAAGGCACCCGAGUCUGCUUGCGUGUUGGCGGAGUUCCGCGAAUGGAAGAAGCUGCAGGCGAAGUUGGAGGAAGACAGCUCCCAUGCAUGCGAUCGGGACACACGUGGCAACCUUCCCCUCCACUGGGCUUGUCAAGACCCAGAUAUUCCCCUCUCCCUUUUCGAGUCUAUCAUUCAAGCGUUUCCUGGUGGACGUCUCGAAAGUAAUCACGACGGUCAACUCCCGAGUCAUAUCGCGGAGAAAAAUGGUCUCUCUGCAUCUCACGUUCAGCUGCUCGCUGUCGACAGUGAUGCAAACAUAGUGCCUACUCGGUCUAACGAACCGUCGUCGAGUGAUGCACCUCAAAAUGUGUCGAGCACCGCCAAAGUUCGCUUUGGUGAGUCCACAGACUCUAAAGUCAAGGACCAUGACGAAGACGAAAACGAUCAUCUCGCGUCUCUUGUCACCCAACUCAACGCUCUACGCCGAGCAAUGCACACCCAGGCCAAGAUUUAUGCGCAACUCAGAAAACACAAUUGGGCUGCUUCGACAGCAUCGCCUCCAUCGCCAAGCUCAACUUUGCUUGCACAGCCGCGGGAUCGAUAUACGUUGACGUGGAAGCGCGGUGAUGUAGGCAUUCGAUUCUUCAAUUCGUCGGUGGGGUGCCGCGUGGAAAAGUUGUCGCAGGGUCAUGGGAUCACGUCAGGGAUCAUGAGUUGCCGUCUUGGCGACGUGCUUGUGUCGAUAAACGGCGUCAACGUAGAGCGUCAAAGCGUACGCGGGGUCAUGGACGUGCUCCAGCGUUUAUCCACGCCCGUUGUUCUCGAGUUUCUCCCAGGCGACAACAUCGCGACUGAUGGGGGCCGCACGAGCGGGAGCGACAACGAUGAAGAGAGCGCUGCGUGGUGUCAUUCGCAACACGAAAUGCACGAUCAGGUCAUGCUCCUCUUGCAAGACACAAUAGCCCACGUCAACCCCGACUACAAAACGUAGUCGAGCGCCACGAACGCCAUGCAGUUCCUCCGCACAGAAACAGGACGAUGAAGUAGUUCGGUAUAAGUUAUGCGCCUCCAUCGCAGGAGCAGCGCGCGGCUCAAUCUACACGGCCGUCUCGUGCAAGGGUUUCAUCUCCUUUCGCUGGUUCCAGUACAGAUUGUUCUUAACCGAUUUGAACCAGUCUUCGUUCUCGUU
Aphanomyces invadans is the source of this 1205-nucleotide messenger RNA. RefSeq lists its product as hypothetical. The record is from RefSeq and is a predicted model, not a curated record. Lineage: Eukaryota; Oomycota; Saprolegniomycetes; Saprolegniales; Verrucalvaceae. Gene Ontology annotation, molecular function: protein binding. Bases 24 to 1007 code for a protein of 327 amino acids. The transcript has a single exon.